CCGAGCAACUUCCUCCAGGGUGGCAUCACCGCUUCCAUCCUUGCCGGAGCCUUUGCCGGAUCCCUCUUGACUGGGGCUUUUCUGGCCGACAGACUUGGCCGCAGGAGGACCAUCUUGCUGGGAUCUGCCAUCUUCACGAUUGGAUGUGCUAUUUCUGCUGCCGCCAACAAUGUUGAGGCUCUUGUUGCAGGGAGAGUCAUCAACGGGCUUGGCAAUGGCUGCUUGACGAUGAUGGUGACAAUGUAUCAAAGUGAGAUUGCGCCUCGAGAAAUUCGCGGCAGAAUCAUCAGCGUCUUUCAGUGCUUUGUCAACUUUGGCAUUCUCAUUGCGUUCUGGAUCCAGUACGGGACAAGUCACAUCAAUAGCUCAGCUUCAUGGAGGCUGCCAAUGGGCUUGCAGAUGAUUGCUACAGUGGCUCUGCAUGUUACCAUGUGGUUCAUGCCCGAAUCGCCUAGAUGGCUUGUGCAGAAAGACAGACAAGAAGAGGCAUUGCAGGUGCUCGCCCAAGUCCAUGCUGGGGGAGACGUCAACGACCCAUAUGUACAAGCCGAAUUGGCAGAGAUUGUGGCCAAGCUAUCGUUUGAGAAGAGCCAUCCGCCACCUAGUUAUUUUGACUUGCUGCUCGGAUCCCAACGACGCCGCAUGUGGAUCGGCAUUGGUGUUCAAUUCUGGCAAUCGAUGACAGGCAUCAAUGUAAUCAUGUACUACGCCGUCUUCCUGUUCCAACAAGCUGGCCUCGGAGCGACUUCUUCGUCACUCCUGGCCAACGGCCUCCAGGGCGUGGUUCUCAACGUCUUCACCUACCCAAACAUGUACUACAUGGACAAAUGGGGUCGACGACUGCCCAUGGUUAUUGGCGGCGUGGGAAUGGGCAUUUCGAUGAUGAUUAUCGGUGUGCUGAUGAAGGCAUAUGGUGAUCCCGUUUACGAUUCGCUCACGCAAAAGACCAACUUUGACUUUACGAAUGCCGCUGCCUCGCGAACCGUCAUUGCAUUUGUCUACAUAUAUGUUGCCGUGUUUGCCAUUACCUGGGCGUGUGUCGCAUGGGUCUAUCCGCCUGAGAUCUUUAGCAUGAGCAUGCGUGGACGAGCUACAUCAAUGACGACAGCUACGAACUGGUUCAUCAACUUUUGGUUUGCCUUGUAUAUCCCUACUGCAAUGGCAAAGAUCAGUUGGAAGCUAUACAUGAUUUUCAUGGCACUCUGCUACCUCAUGUCCAUUGUCGUAUACCUCUUCUACCCCGAGUCGGCCGGCAAAACACUCGAAGAGAUGGACUUUUUGUUC
Trichoderma reesei QM6a is the source of this 1284-nucleotide messenger RNA. RefSeq lists its product as uncharacterized. The transcript is spliced from 9 exons. Lineage: Eukaryota; Fungi; Ascomycota; Sordariomycetes; Hypocreales; Hypocreaceae. Gene Ontology annotation, cellular component: membrane. The annotation marks the transcript as partial. Gene Ontology annotation, biological process: transmembrane transport; carbohydrate transport. The record is from RefSeq and is a predicted model, not a curated record. Gene Ontology annotation, molecular function: carbohydrate:proton symporter activity.